GCCGAGGAGGUCUUGAAGGCGAAUGUGAGGGAGACGCAGAAGAUGCGCAGGCGCAGAUGCGGAUGAAGGGCAGCGUAGUCGAGAAGACUACGAUUCUUCUGCCAAAGGAAGAAGCGACCGCCGCCUGGCCGGACGCGUCUUCAUUCUCUGUCCCUGACUCGCGCAUGGGCCUCAGCUGGUACGACAUCGCCGGGUACGGCACGUCGGUCUGGGCUCGCACCGCGUCCGAGUUGUUGACUAUGAACCAUCCGGCAUCCGCGACUCCCACCGCCAGCUCUCCAUCCCCUGACCAUUCCCCGCUGACGGUGGCCUCGUCUCCGACGAUCUCAUCGAAUACGAGUCCGCGCACUUCAUCCAUCGACGUCGACUUUGAGCUGCUUGACGACAAAGCUGAGAAGGAGUGUCGAGUCAAGGAGCGCUCAGAGACGACGGAGCCGUUGACGAAUGUCUUUGAGCCAAGGGAGCCGUCCACGUACGAGGUGGCGGCUGAGAUCUUCACGCUAUUCCCAGCGACGGAGGCAGGCACGGAAUACUGUUCCAAGCUGUUUGACGUCCCUUUGCAGAUCGCUGGAGAUGGUGCUAAUUAAGAGUGGACGGUUUGAGGAUGUGACGCUUGACGCGUUGACGGAUAGCGAAUGGAUGGCGGAAGAAUGCCUGAGGGUAAAGUGUAGAGAUCCUGACGGUGCGACUACUUAUCAUGAUGACCCGUAGUUCGUCGCGAAUGUAAAUAGCGCCUGUAAUUUUGUAUGUUGCUUUUCAGACCAAACAUUUGCACUCGUCGCAUCUUCGCGUCCUUCAGCUUCCCGCCACCCUAGAUUCA
Messenger RNA from Laetiporus sulphureus 93-53, 820 nucleotides. RefSeq lists its product as uncharacterized. The record is from RefSeq and is a predicted model, not a curated record. The annotation marks the transcript as partial. Lineage: Eukaryota; Fungi; Basidiomycota; Agaricomycetes; Polyporales; Laetiporaceae. The transcript is spliced from 2 exons.